CAAACAGCCUUGUCGUCAUCACCAUCAUUCUACCAUUGCAUCAUUUGAGUGUUAUUCAGUACUGUUACCAGUAUUCUACAACAUGGAUAGGAGGAGUUUUAUAUCUGAAGAAGAAAGGAUCCCGGAUCAUUCCCAUAUAUUGCUCAUCACAACAGGGAGUGUAGCAUCAAUCAAAGCUCCCCUCAUUGUCUCAGAACUUCUACAAUAUGCAAACGUAAAGGUUGAGGUUGUCUCGACAACGAAGUCACUUUCAUUCUUUAAAGCUGCAGAUGUAAUCGAGGCAGGCUCGAGGGUAUGGACUGACGAGGAUGAGUGGUCGGAUGACUACAAAAUUGGAGAUCCUAUCUUACACAUUGAACUCAGACGAUGGGCUGAUCUUGUGCUGGUCGCACCGUGCUCAGCCAAUACGCUGUCGAAAAUCGCACACGGCACAUGUGAUAACCUCGUUACAUCUCUUCUACGGGCUCUGGCUCCAACAACUCCCACGUACAUAUUUCCAGCUAUGAACACUCUUAUGUACGAACAUCCACUCACUGCAGAGCACGUUCGUAUCAUCCGCGAUAUAGUGCGCUAUAAAGUCGUGGGACCGAUAGGUAAAGGAUUAGCAUGCGGAGAUAUUGGCCUUGGUGCUAUGACAGAAUGGCGGGAUAUUAUUAGAAUUGCCGUUGAUAAGCUGCAGUUGAUUCGAAAAAGCUCUCAAGUUUAAAUACAGCAUAUUCAAUGAUGCGAAAGCAUUGUAACAUUUAAUUUAGUAAUCCUAUCAGCCUGCUAACUCUAAGGAAAUGUUGUGGAGAUCACUUCUUUUUCUUUUCAUCCUACAAUCUAGAAAUGGACCUUGCUUCAAUCAGACACCCAUUUCUUAACUUCUUCAGGUGAUUUUUUCCUUGCAAAUACAUGGAUAUGGGCUAAUCCAGGAACACUUUGAAGCCUCGGAGGAUUAACAAACCAGGCUGUCUCCCACUCUCCCUCGAUCCACCUCCGUUUUAUGAAAUUAUUCACUUCUAAGCCAGCUCGCUUGACCUUCUCUUCCUCUUCGUCGCUCCCUCUCGGCGACGUCACCAAUUUGUCGAUUGUGACUCCCCAAUCUGUCAGAGCCGGGAGGCAUUGCGGCAGUGUAGAUGGCGAGGGAGGAGGAUCGAUGGAGCCAGUGAAGCCCCACAAGCCAUCCUGCUGGAUACGUGCAUCUAUAGAAUCGGAUACAAAUUUUGGAUGAAAAAUGGGCACACGAGUCCAAACUAAGAAUACUACCUGAAUAUGGCCAGUCGUUUUGGAUGAUGCUGAUAAGUUCGGAAUCAAAGGGUAUACCAGCAUGGAAGUACUCUGGAGCAUCUUUCGGUAAAGUGGGGAGUGAUUGUAUAUUUUUCGACGAGGCGCUCUGUGCUUCUGCUACUAGUAUCAUUUGUCCAAUAGCUUGCUUGU
Serpula lacrymans var. lacrymans S7.9 is the source of this 1419-nucleotide messenger RNA. RefSeq lists its product as uncharacterized. Gene Ontology annotation, biological process: coenzyme A biosynthetic process. Bases 83 to 706 code for a protein of 207 amino acids. Gene Ontology annotation, molecular function: FMN binding; phosphopantothenoylcysteine decarboxylase activity. Lineage: Eukaryota; Fungi; Basidiomycota; Agaricomycetes; Boletales; Serpulaceae. The record is from RefSeq and is a predicted model, not a curated record. The transcript is spliced from 7 exons. Gene Ontology annotation, cellular component: phosphopantothenoylcysteine decarboxylase complex.